Molecule: messenger RNA, 1156 nt
Organism: Rhinichthys klamathensis goyatoka
Lineage: Eukaryota; Metazoa; Chordata; Actinopteri; Cypriniformes; Leuciscidae
Gene: marchf9
Product: membrane-associated ring finger (C3HC4) 9
Exons: 4
Coding region: 67-1098 (343 amino acids)
Biological process (GO): protein ubiquitination
Molecular function (GO): zinc ion binding; ubiquitin-protein transferase activity
Source: RefSeq, a predicted model, not a curated record
UCAUAUUUUUCUGUUAACAAUUAAACAAUUUCGUUUCAGCCAUAUAACACACACAUGUAGUCAAACAUGUUCAAGAACCGGAUCCGCAUGUUUUUUAACGAACUGAAGGUGCUGGUUUUCAUGCGAUCCGGUUCUUCUCGACGCUCCGACAGUGACGCAGAGCCGAACAACAGACGCUCGGACAGAAUGAGGGGGCUCGGGAUGGGCGGCUGCGGAUGGCCGCCCUUCGUUGACUGCUCCAGCCGCGAUGAUGAGGAAGAAUACUACGGGAGCGACCCGAGGCCCAGGAGCCUGGCGUUUGAGGAGAAAGACCCGAAACUGCAGGCGGGCCUGGACGCGGUCAGCCUCACCAGCAGCACGGCCAGCGGCAUGAGGACACCCCAGUGUCGAAUCUGCUUCCAAGGGCCCGAGCAGGGGGAGCUGUUGAGCCCGUGCCGCUGCGACGGCUCCGUGCGCUGCACACACCAGCCCUGCCUCAUCCGCUGGAUCAGUGAGAGAGGAUCCUGGAGCUGUGAGCUCUGCUACUUCAAGUACCAAGUCCUGGCCAUCAGCACCAAGAACCCGCUGCAGUGGCAGGCGAUUUCCCUGACGGUGAUCGAGAAGGUGCAGAUUGCCGCCAUUAUCCUGGGCUCACUCUUCCUCAUCGCCAGUAUCUCGUGGCUGGUGUGGUCUUCUCUCAGCCCGUCCGCCAAGUGGCAGCGCCAGGACCUGCUCUUCCAGAUCUGCUACGGCAUGUACGGCUUCAUGGACAUCGUGUGCAUAGGCCUUAUAAUCCACGAGGGCUCAUCCGUGUACAGAAUCUUCAAGCGAUGGCAAGCUGUAAACCAGCAGUGGAAAGUAUUGAACUAUGAGAAGGCGAAGGACUUGGGAGACCCGCUGAGCUCCAGCAGUAAGGCAGGCAACCGCGGCUCCCGCAGCAACACGCACGGCCUGGCCAGCGGCAGCAGGGGGGGCCAGCGAGUGCGCAGGUUAAGGACUAUCCUCAACCACCACUGCGGAUACACCAUCCUCCACAUCCUCAGUCAACUGCGGCCCAGCGACCCGCGGCUCGGCACCGCCACCAACCGCGAGGUGGUCAUGCGCGUCACGACCGUAUGAGGUCGGGAAAAAAGAUGCCACCGCGUUUCAGGCUCCAAGCGCCUUUUCCUGGAAAAGA